This is a messenger RNA of Bemisia tabaci, 1765 nucleotides long. Lineage: Eukaryota; Metazoa; Arthropoda; Insecta; Hemiptera; Aleyrodidae. The record is from RefSeq and is a predicted model, not a curated record.
UUCUAGAGGUGUAGUUCGUUGCUCUCCGCCCUUAUCCACUUUUCCUGUAUAUCUCCCUACAUAUUUGUCCAUGUCGACGAAUUUAUUUUAGGCAUGAUAAUUUUUCUUAAAAUUGCGUCAAAUUAUUCAAAUUCUUUAAAAGUGUGCCAGUCGGAGGAGGGGGCGCGUCAUAGUUUGAGAGUAGUUUGAAGUUUUCGGUUGCUGAUGUUUCUGUGGAUGGGUUCAAUUCAAGUUUUGUUUACAAUCGCCGAAGCUGAUAUCAGCCUACUUCACAGCUUCCUCAGUGGUAGUUGAUAACAGAGAGCACAUGGUCUCCUGACUACAUCUCCAGGUUCUUUUCUGCCGGCUAGGAGUUGAUGACCUGAGCGGCCUCUACUAGCAACCCUUUAUCACACCAGGAGCUGCUUGGUAUUUAGAGUUAAAUCAACCCGGACAAUUAACUAUUUUUAUCAGCCUAAUGUUGUUUAGUUCAAAGAUGACCUCUGACGAGAUUUAUUUUAAGUCUUGUGUCAGUUUAUUCUACAUCAUGUCACCUGUGACCUUCAUUGCUCUCUGGCUCAUCAAGGCUCCAUACGGAAAACACUAUAGUGAUGGAUGGGGUCCAACUAUGCCUGCUUCUGUAGCAUGGUUUCUUUUUGAAAGUCCUACUCUUUGGCUAACCAUUUAUCUCUUUCCGAUGGGCAAGCAUGCUGCCGAUCCGAAACGGCUUGUCCUUUUGUUGCCGUUCCUCGUUCACUAUAUUCAUCGCACUUGUGUAUACCCCUUUCGCCUCUACAAAAAAAAAACCUCUGCUGGGGUUCCCGUUAUCACAGUCGUGCUAGCUUUUAGUUUCAGCAUUUUAAAUUCAUACAUCCAGAUUAGAGAAAUUUCUCAUUACAAAAAUUAUGACAAUGAUAACUGGUUCUGGUUUAGAAUUAUAUUAGGCCUCCUUUUAUUUUUGUGGGGCAUGAGGAUUAACAUUUGUGCCGAUUUAGUUUUGAUUGGGCUGAAGAAAAGGAAUGAUGAUUAUAAAAUACCGAGAGGUGGUUGGUUUGAGCUUGUGAGCUGUCCCAACUAUUUUGGAGAAAUUGUUGAGUGGCUAGGAUGGGCUGUGAUGACCUGGUCUCCUGUAAGUUUAGGAUUUGUCUUUUUCUCUUGUGCCAACUUGGUGCCCCGGGCUCGUGACACACAUGAGUGGUACUUACAAAAAUUUAAACAUUAUCCGAAGAGAAGAAAAGCCAUUAUCCCUUAUCUAUUUUGAAACAACAUCUCUGGUGUUCUGAUCUUUGGGGUAGUCUCUUUAGAAAGAAAUUUCUUUGGUUGUUCACAACCAUCCAUAAGCUUUAGUUACCACCUCAUAAAUCCACAGCUACCUACAUAACGAAGUUUUGUAGUAACAUCCCUGAAAGUUUUUCAGAUUUGACCACUUUUUUGGAAAUUUCACAUCAUCAUAUUUAAUUUUAGAUGUUGACAAUUGAUUUUGUGUAAAAAAUAAUCUACAUACAAAUUGCUAAUUGAACAUCAAUUGCAGACUUCACUAAGAAAUAAGCAAAAUAAACUAAUUUAAUCCUCAGCUAAGCAAUAUCAUGGAAUCCACAAAACAAACAGACAAAAUUGUUAUUAAACUAAGUAAUAUCUGAGGAAUCGCUUAAUAUUUUAAUGAAGAAAUAAUUGUAAGAAAAGUGUUAAGUAUAGAUGUAACUGCUGGCUUUAUAUGCCAAUUUUCAAGAAUAUUGGGUUUUGACAUUUUGUAAAUUUUACAUCAUAAUAAGUAAUAAUAAUUGGA